UGCAGCCUAGCCAAGAUGGAUCUGCCCUGUUUUUGCACAGCAAGAAGUUGAUCUUCUCUGCUUAUGAUAAUGUCAACAAAGUUCGGGUAGCUAUCAAGAAAAUCAGUCCUUUUGAGCACCAGACCUACUGCCAGAGAACCCUGAGGGAGAUAAAAAUCUUAUUGCGCUUCAGACAUGAGAACAUCAUUGGAAUUAAUGAUAUUAUUCGAGCACCCACCAUCGAGCAAAUGAAAGAUGUAUAUAUAGUACAGGACCUCAUGGAAACAGAUCUCUACAAACUCUUGAAGACACAACACCUCAGCAAUGACCAUAUCUGCUAUUUUCUUUACCAGAUCCUCAGAGGGUUAAAAUAUAUCCAUUCAGCUAAUGUUCUGCACCGUGACCUCAAACCCUCCAACCUGCUGCUCAACACCACUUGUGAUCUAAAGAUCUGUGACUUUGGAUUGGCCCGUGUUGCAGAUCCAGACCAUGAUCACACAGGGUUCCUGACAGAGUAUGUAGCUACACGUUGGUAUAGGGCUCCAGAAAUUAUGUUGAACUCCAAGGGCUAUACCAAGUCCAUUGAUAUUUGGUCUGUAGGCUGCAUUCUGGCAGAGAUGCUCUCCAAUAGGCCCAUCUUCCCAGGAAAGCAUUAUCUUGACCAGCUGAACCACAUUCUGGGUAUUCUUGGAUCCCCAUCACAGGAAGACCUGAAUUGUAUAAUAAAUUUAAAAGCUAGAAAUUAUUUGCUUUCUCUUCCACACAAAAAUAAGGUGCCAUGGAACAGGCUGUUCCCAAAUGCCGACUCUAAAGCUCUGGACUUACUGGACAAAAUGUUGACAUUCAACCCUCACAAGAGGAUUGAGGUAGAACAGGCUCUAGCCCAUCCAUAUCUGGAGCAGUAUUAUGACCCAAGUGAUGAGCCCAUCGCUGAAGCCCCAUUCAAAUUUGACAUGGAAUUGGAUGACUUGCCCAAGGAAAAGCUGAAAGAACUCAUUUUUGAGGAGACCGCUAGAUUCCAGCCAGGAUACAGAUCUUAAAUUUGUCAGGACAAGGGCUCAGAGGACUGGACGUGCUCAGACAUCAGUGUUCUUCCCAGUUCUUGACCCUGGUCCUGUCUCCAGCCCGUCUCGGCUUACCCACCUUGACUCCUUUGAGCCAUUCGGAGGGGUGGUUUCUGGUAGUUGUGGCUUUUAUGCUUUCAAAGAAUUCCUUCUCCAGAGAAUUGUUCCUGGCACCCCUGUGUGUGUCACCCACUGGUGACCUGUGGCAGUAUGUACUUUCAGUGCACCUACUGCUUACCGUUGCUUUUGUCACUAAUUGCUUUCUGGUUCGAAAGAUGCAGUGAUUCCUCCCCCUGAACCCUUCAUGACACCUGCUGACCCAUGCCGUCUACAGCCGCACCAGAGUUAGUUCUUUUCCAAAUUGGCUCUCGUCACUGGCAUCUCACUUUACAAUAGGGAAGGCUACUACCUAGGGCACUUUAAGUCAGUGACAGCCCUUCUUUGCACUUCACCUUUUCACCAUACCUGUUUCCCCAGGGCAGGAGCUCUGGAAACACCUGGGAUGAUGUUGCAGCCUGCAGCAGGUACUCCCAUCUUGGGAAUCUUGGGGGCGUUUGCAGCCCAUCUUUUCUCAUAUCAUGUUAAAGUAUGUGCCGUUUGCCCAGGUUUUAGAAACUCAAUCAUUUUUUCUAAAUAAAAAGAAAUUACCCAGCAAUUACACUCUGCAUUUACUGUGGCUACUUAUACCAUCAUAGAAGUUAACACUUACCAGAUGUGUUACAUGAAGUUCUUACAUUUGCAAACAUAAGCAAAGGAGCAAAGUGACAACUUCACUUAGCAGUUAGUAAGAGAGAUGCAAAGGUCACAGCAGAGUGCUGAGGGAAGUACCUGGAGAAGAUACUGCAGCCUGGCGUACUGCAGGCUGGCAUUCCAAUGCCCACGACACUAUAUAGCCCUGUGUGACCUCACACGGUAUGCCACAUUCAGUGCAGCCACACUCAAUGCUUGAGGAUUUAGCAGAGAGGAACACUGCAUCUUCAAAUGAGAAAGUGUACAAUUCUUUUUCCUCCUACAGCAUGUCAGCAUCUCAAAUUCAUUUAUCAACCUACGAUAUAACAAUUUGUAAUAAAGCCGUCAUGAGCUCAUGACAUGAAGCACUAUCCUAUCAUCAAGUACUCUCAGAUGUUUUUGAUACUGCUGAGUUAAGACCAUCAGAAAAAGCUAGCACUAAGUCAUGUUGGAGCUCUAUCCCAUAUUUUCCUGAUCUCUUUAAGUAUUUGUUCCUGCCACUGUACACUGUGGCGUUGACUCGGUGUUCUGUCCCAGUGCGGUGCCUCCUCCUGACUCCCCCACUGCUCUCUGUGGUGAGAAAUUUGCCUUGUUCAAUAAUUACUGUACCCUCGCAUGACUGUUACAGCUUUCUGUGCAGAGAUGACUGUCCAAGUGCCACAUGCCUAUGACUGAAACGAAAAAUCUAUUGUUACCUCUGAGUUGUGUUCCACGGAAAAUGCUAUCCAGCAGAUCACUUAUGAAAAAUAAUUCUAUUUUUAGCUUUUCAUUUCUCAGCUGUCCUUUUUUCUUGUUUGAUUUUGACAGCAAUGGAGAAUGGGUUAUAUAAAGACUGCCUGCUUAAUAUGAACAGAAAUGCACUUGUAAUUCAUGAAAAUAAAUAUACAUCUUUUAUCUUCAUAUUCAUGUUAAGAUUCAGUGUUGAUUUCCUCUGGAUCAGCGUGUCCAAGUGGACAAUCAAGUUCAGUUUGUGCUUAGGACAGAAGUGCUCACGGCCUCACCUUCCUACCUAGGUACCGCCCCAACACUUUGGUUUACAUGAGAUGAUUUACAAAGCAUUUCUGUAAGGUCCUCCUUUUCCUUCUGACAGCAGAACAUCAGCUCAUAAUCUCAUUAUAUAAAUCAUAAGUCUAAAGUACUCUGUCAAACUCUGAUGAAGAGGCCCAGAUGUCUCAGGCUUGAGUUCCUGUUCUUUCUACAGAGGGCCUAACUCUGCCCCAGAGCUGUUGCUGGGCACAGCUGAGUGCUGGGGAGGGCUACCCACCAUCCCCGAGCCCACAACCCCAGUCCCGGGUGCUGACACUCCCAUCUCACAGGCUUUAAAGAGUGAUGACUAGCUCAUCUUCAGAAAUCACAACCACUUUAAGAUUCUUGUCCUAAGAUCCAUGAUUUUCACCUUCAUGCACAGAACAGCCAUGUGAAGGUCCAUACAGCAGUGACUGGUUAGAGAGGUUUGACUGUUGCUUAGUAAUUGAUUAAGUCAGUUUUCAUUUCAAAGGAGUGUUGACAAUUUUACUACUCUUCUUUCUUUGUACUUUUAAAAUGGAAUGUUAUUAUUAGGAGGUUAAUCUGCAGUCCUCUAAUUAGAAAGCCAUAGCCUUGGUUACUAAUACCUAAGGAUUGUGGGCUCCUUUCCCACCCCACUCCCUGGUACAGUGGAGUCAGGUUGACUUGAAACCACUAACUGUGUUUUAGAAUCACUGUAGCCAUAAGUUGUAUGCUUUUUUUAAUCAUGCCAAACUUGAUUUAACAGAUCAGAAAAUUGUCAUAAUUAAGGUAUCUGUGCAAAGUACUAGCUGUUAUGUAUAAUAGAUUCAUCAUUGGAGCUUUUAGCAUCUCAAAAAAUGUACAGAUUAGGUCUUCUAAAUGCCCUCAUUAUUAGUGUCCUCAGAUAAGCUUUAGGCAAAUGCAAGCAAAAAAAAAAAAUUCCUGUUGAAACAUUCCAAUCAUUUUAUUUAUUAUUGAGGCAAAAUAUACCUAACAAGCUAGUGGGCUGGAUUUGAGAAAACUCAUGACAACUCUGCUGAUAAAGUCUUCAAAGCUGAUACUGACACGCAGACCAUUUUGAUGCAUGGAUCGAAGAAUAUCACUGUAUUUUUUGCGCAGUACAUAGUGUGUGGUGUGUUCACAUAAUUCCUUCUGCUGUAGGCAGAGGUGAUCGGUGUGGCGGUGCCUGUUCGCUUUCAGGAGCCACAUGUGGCUCAUCAGUGGUCGUCUCUAAGGAAUCACAGAUACACUCCCCAUGAUGCAUGCCACAUAAUAUUCAGACCAUUCAGAGGAGACUUUUACCUUUAUUUGCUUAUACGUCCAUACAGUUUUUAAAUUGGUGACUUUUAUAUAGUGUGGUAACAGUAUGUUAAUACACACACACACACGCACAUAUGCUUUGGGUCCUUCCAUGAUACUUUUAUAUUUGUAAAUCAAUGUUUUGGAGUAAUCCCAAGUUUAAGGGACAUAUUUUUGUAAAUGUAGUGGUUUUGAAAAUCUGAGCAAUCGUUUUGCUUAUACAUUUUUAAAGCAUUUGUGCUUUAAAAUUGUUAUGCUAGUAUUUGAAAUAUGAUACUCUUAUAAUGCAGAUGAAAAGCAUGUAACAGUAGAGUAAGUAUGUGAUUUCUCUCACUGUAAUCCAGCCUUGGCAUAAUUGAUCAGAAACAACUAGGAAUCCAGAAGGAAUUCUCUAGGGUUGCACCAGGUAUUUACCUGAAGCUCGUUGCCUUCUUUGUGCUGUUUACCCAUGUAGAACACUCAAGAAAGUUCUGAAACUGCUUUGUAUCUACUUUGUAUUGUUGGUGCCUUCUUGGUAUUGUACCCCAAAACUCUGCAUAGAUUAUUUAGAAUAAUGAUAAGUUUUUUAAAAAAAUGUUAAAGGAAGAUUUUAUUAAGAAUCUGAAUGUUUAUUCAUUAUAUUGUUACAAUUUAACAUUUAUUUGUGGUAUUUGUGAUUUGGUUAAUCUGUAUAAAAAUUGUAAGUAGAAAGGUUUAUAUUUCCUCAAUUCUUUUGAUGUUGUAAACGUACUUUUUAAAAGAUGGAUUAUUUGAAUGUUUAUGGCACCUGACUUGUAAAAAAAAAAACUACAAAAAAAACCCUUAGAAUCAUUAAAUUGUGUCCCUGUGUUACCAAAA
Messenger RNA from Condylura cristata (star-nosed mole), 4895 nucleotides. RefSeq names its product mitogen-activated protein kinase 1 (gene MAPK1). The record is from RefSeq and is a predicted model, not a curated record. Gene Ontology annotation, molecular function: MAP kinase activity; ATP binding. The transcript is spliced from 9 exons. The coding region runs from base 228 to 1019 and encodes 263 amino acids. Gene Ontology annotation, biological process: intracellular signal transduction; protein phosphorylation. Gene Ontology annotation, cellular component: nucleus; cytoplasm. NCBI's taxonomy places the organism in Eukaryota, Metazoa, Chordata, Mammalia, Eulipotyphla, Talpidae.